AUGGAAGGCCAAGAUACCUUGCCGCCCGGCAGCAACCUGAGCGAGUCCGAGUCUCCCUAUCUCUUCAGCACCACCAAGAUCAUCUUUGGUGAUAACUCAAUGUACUGGGUUUCAACCCAUCUGUUGGAGAAAUAUCCCAAGUUCAGACUCUCCUACUACAGGGACGGAGAUUUCGUGAAGCUCAACUGGCUCAACAGCACCCAAACGGCUGGCUUCAUGAGAUAUUUACGCAAAGGAAAAUGGGAGAGCCGAAAGCCAGAGGACUUGAACAGACCACUGGACUACUACAACAGGAUGCAACAGUGUCUGUCGGUCCACUGCCUCGCUGUGAACUACGGAAUGUUCGAACUCUCUAGACUCACCAUUGGAGAAUUCUCCAGUAUGGCUAAUCGACUCUCAAUCUUCAAACUCGUGGAGAUGCUUCAAGAAGUCAGCUCGACACUUCAGAGCAACCAGACUGUUUCGACCGACUACUCCGACUAG
Molecule: messenger RNA, 483 nt
Organism: Fusarium verticillioides 7600
Lineage: Eukaryota; Fungi; Ascomycota; Sordariomycetes; Hypocreales; Nectriaceae
Exons: 2
Coding region: 1-483 (160 amino acids)
Source: RefSeq, a predicted model, not a curated record